UAAUAAUACAUUAAAACAUUACCAAAAAGCCAAGAACUACAAAAACUCUUUUCUCUCUCGAUCGCCAUCAUCCAUUCGCAUUCAUUCUCUCUAAUAUUCCAUAUUCUGUUUCGUUCCCCCAAAUUAGUUUUAAAUCGCGCGUGAAAUCUCCGAGGGCCGGCGGGCUGGGUUGGUUUAAUUUGGGAAAUAUGGUGAAGUGGUCGGCGGCGACGGAGAAGAAGUAUAGGGUCACGGUGAAGCCAUUGAGGCUGGAGGGGAUCCUGACGUCACCAUCUCCGUCGUCUCAAAUGGUGGUACUGAAGGUGAAAUGGGACGGCCCCAAGUCGGCCGGAGGAGUACUGCGCCGUGGGUUCUCGAUGAUGAGGUCGUCACAGCCGAGUAAUUACAGCACCCACAAGUUCUUGAGACGGCGUCGCAGCAUCACCGAUUCUGAUGAAAAUUCCGGCGAGAAGGAGGAGGAGGUGGAGGAGGAGUCGGCGGCGACGGAGGUUGAAUGGGACGGAGAAGAGUUCGAGAACAUUUGCAGCUUCGGCACGGCGUCGUCUUCGUUUUCUCCCUGGGAUGUAACGUUCAGCGUUCUCUGCGGAAAGGAAGAAGAAUUCAGGAACACGAAAUUAACAACAGCGGGGAGUGUUUCGUUCAACAUAGCAGAACUAUUGGGUUCUCGCACGACGAUUGAUUCUCACAUCAUUAGCCUUCCUAUUUCUUUGCACAUUCACGAUGUCGUCCGCUCUCAAGCAAUUCUCGUGGUAAGCGUGAGCUUUGCUGAGGUCACGAAUGGUGACAAGGCGCCACAUCAGCAAACAUUACCCCUUCCUUCCGCCAAGGAACGAGUAGGACAAACGGCUUCCGACCCGGUCGCCACGUCAUGUCCGACUCAGCAGAAGAAAAGACGACUAAGUUUCGGUUUAUCCUGGAAGACACGUCAUCAACCGAAUCCCUCUCCGCCUUCCCCACCGCCGUCAGCUCACUCUGCCGACGGGAACUGGGAGGCGAAGAAAGAGCUGAUAAGCAGGGACGGAGGAGCCAAGCUGGUCAACGGCAACAUCUUCCUCGCCUCGUUCGACCAGCGGAGCGAGAAGGCCGCCGGAGAGAGCGCCUGCGCCGCCGUGGUCGCCGUGAUCGCUCACUGGCUCCACUCCCACCCUCGAUCCAUCCCGACGCGGCCACAGCUCGACGGCCUGAUCGCCGAAGGCUCGUCGGAGUGGCGGAAGCUCUGCCACGACGAGUCCCACCGGAGCUCCUUCCCGGACAACCACUUCGACCUCGACACCGUCCUCGCGAACCUCCGGCGGCCGCUGACCCUCUCCCCGGACGAUUCCUUCACCGGGAUCUUCAGCCCGGAGAAAUUCCACAACUUAAGUGGCGCGACGUCGUUUGACGAGGUGUGGUCCCACGUCAGCAAUAGUAGGGCCAAAGUCAGCGGUCAACGGGAGGAUGAGGUGGCGGUGGUGUACAUUGUGAGCUGGAACGAUCAUUUCUUCUUGCUGAAGGUGGAGUCCGAUGCUUACUACAUAAUUGACUCGCUAGGGGAACGGCUGUACGAAGGCUGCGAUCGAGCUUACGUGUUGAAGUUUGAUGAGUCGGCGGUGAUGUACGAGAAGGCAGCGGCGGCGGCGGCGGAGGAGGUGGUGGAGGAAGAAGGGUGGAAGGUGGUUUGUGAAGGGAAAGAGUGUUGUGGAGAGUAUAUGAAGAGGUUCUUGGCCGCCGUGACGGUUGGGGAGCUGGAGGAAGAAGAGCAGAAAGGUGAGGAGGAUCAAGUUUCGACGCUGUCGCUUCUUCGGAGGUUGCAAAUUGAUUUUCACUUUUGUUGUUUGUCGACCUCUGGCGAAUCGAAUUUGUCGUCUGUUGUGGAAUCUCCGACUUCCUCGAUCUUUUCAGGUGACGAAGUACAAUUUAGCGAGUGAUUUUUUCGUUGAGGUUAGUAAACGG
Molecule: messenger RNA, 1932 nt
Organism: Linum tenue
Lineage: Eukaryota; Viridiplantae; Streptophyta; Magnoliopsida; Malpighiales; Linaceae
Source: the annotation of a GenBank genome assembly